Molecule: messenger RNA, 1848 nt
Organism: Candoia aspera
Lineage: Eukaryota; Metazoa; Chordata; Lepidosauria; Squamata; Candoiidae
Product: zinc finger and SCAN domain-containing protein 23-like
Exons: 3
Coding region: 101-1648 (515 amino acids)
Biological process (GO): regulation of transcription by RNA polymerase II
Molecular function (GO): DNA-binding transcription factor activity, RNA polymerase II-specific; RNA polymerase II cis-regulatory region sequence-specific DNA binding
Source: RefSeq, a predicted model, not a curated record
CUUGUUUGCAUUUAGACAGCUUUGUUUUGAUCUCCACGUCCAUUUCCCUCUGAGACAGGGGCAGUGUUGCCACCGCUCAGCAAGAACAUCGAGCCAGUUUAUGGAUGCCCAGAUGGAGAAAAUGGCUGCAGAGCUCAGGGAGACGUCAGCCCUGGGUCCCUUGAAGGCCGAGCAGGGGAAGGGGACGGAGAUGGGAGAACGCAUCCUGGCAGGACCCAAGAAAGGGAAGGGAGGGGGCCCAGCCUCCCGCCUGAUCCCCACAGGGAGCAUCCAGGAUUUCUGGGAGAGGACUGUUCCUCAGAAGGCAAGCCCGGAGCCCCGCAGGAGCCUGCAGCAACGGUGGGAGUCUCAGCUGCAGGAAUUCUUGAAGGUGCUGGAGGACCCCUCCUUGGAAGGCGGGAGCCCCCAGCUUCGGCCGCCUCUGCCCAGAAGCAACCCUCGCCCGUCUCUGACCUCCUUCCGAGGAAGAGCCAAUUGCACCCAGCAGCCUCGAGCCGAGAGGGGGGCCCAGCUCACAAUCAGCCUGGGCGGAGAUGCCCACCUGAUGGAGCCGCCCAAGAGGCUCCACGGUCAGAAAGCCACCAGUCUCCUCCUGGGCCAGGAGGCGAUCAGCUUGAACGACGAGCGCUGCCUUUUCCGGCAGUUUGGCUACCAGGAAGCUGAAGGGCCUCGGGAGGCCUGCCGGCACCUUCGAAGGCUCUGCCACCAGUGGCUGAAGCCAGAGCGACACACCAAGGAGCAGAUCCUGGAGAUGGUGGUCCUGGAGCAGUUCCUGGCCAUCCUGCCCCCGGAAAUGCAGAGCUGGGUCCGGGAGUGUCGACCGCAGACUUGUACCCAGGCUGUCAUCCUGGCAGAAGAUUUCCUGCUGCGACAGCAAGAGAGCAAAGCUCAGGAAGAGCAGGCCAUCAGCCUCUUCGAGAAGGACCAUUUGACUGAGAAGGCUCCCCUGGAAAGCUGGCAGAGACCCCUCCUCAGAGAGACGAAGCGGGAGAGUGACAGACACGCGGUGCUGUUGGAUGACGAGAAAUUCUGCGGGGCAGAGAAUGAGGAUCGAGAGUCGCAUUGGAUGUGGUCUGGAAGAGGUGAGCCCGGUGUCCCCUGCUCUCCCAAUCCGGGGGAAGCUUCUGAAACCCUGUACUGGAACAGCCUGGAGAAGGCCGAGGGCAAAUUCAUCAAUUCCCAGGGGACGUACGAGGACUUGGACGAGAGCGUCCUGCAGCCGGGGCUCUUUCCCAGCGAGCGAGACAACGCCUGCCUCAUCUGCAGGAAGGCCUUCCGGCGGCGGUCCAACCUGAUUGCCCACGAGCGGACCCACUCCGGCGAGCGGUGGUACAACUGCUCGGAGUGCGGGAAGAGCUUCGUCAGCCGGGCCGCCUUCCUUAUCCACCAGCGGGUCCACACGGGGGAGAAGCCGUACAAGUGCUCUUACUGCGGGAAGGGCUUCAACACGGGUUCGAGCCUCACCCGUCACAAGCGCAUUCACACGGGUGAGAAGCCCUACAAGUGCCUGGAUUGCGGGAAGCGUUUCAAUGACUACUCCAACUUCAUUGUCCACAAGCGCAUUCACACGGGCGAGAAGCCCUACGAGUGCUCUGUCUGUGGGAAGAGGUUCAGCGAUAACUCAAACUUUAUCAAGCACCACCACUGAGAGGUUACACACUUUGCUGGCAGUGGUUUCGUUGUGUUCGUUUUUUUUCACUUGAUGAGAAACGCCAUCAAGGCAGCAGAGACAUACAGGUAGCCCUCCACUUACAACCACACUCGGGACUGGAAUUUCCAUCGUAAGUCAUUGCAGUCGUAAGCCAACUCAUCACGUGACUGGUCCUGAUUUUAUGACCAUUUUAAUGG